Messenger RNA from Alosa sapidissima (American shad), 3356 nucleotides. RefSeq names its product ras homolog family member Ub (gene rhoub). The record is from RefSeq and is a predicted model, not a curated record. The transcript is spliced from 3 exons. NCBI's taxonomy places the organism in Eukaryota, Metazoa, Chordata, Actinopteri, Clupeiformes, Clupeidae. Gene Ontology annotation, molecular function: GTPase activity; GTP binding. Bases 267 to 980 code for a protein of 237 amino acids. Gene Ontology annotation, biological process: small GTPase-mediated signal transduction.
GUCACUUCGCUUCAUCCCUCCACAAGCUAGAGCGAGCGUAUCCGUUCUCGGUGUGGGUGGACUGUUACCAGGACUGUAUGGAUUUUGCAUUUUCUGAUGGUCUAAGCGUGAACGCCUCUUCUACUCUUCUCCUGAGCGAUACGCGGUGAAAAGCAAUAAAGCGUCUGAUUAAGAAUUCUUUCAUGGUGGUUUACGCGAACACUCCGUUUGGAGUGCAAAGAAAGUCUAGAGCGACGUCCUUGUGUACUUUGUGCGUCUAAAUCCCGAUGGACUACGGCAAUACGAUGGCUCCUCCAGUACCGCCACACAAACCCAAGUCUUCCCGACCCGCCGAGCCGCAGGAGCGGGUACUGAAAUGUGUCCUCCUCGGGGAUGGGGCAGUGGGGAAAACAAGUAUGAUUGUGAGCUACACAACAAAUGGAUAUCCCACCAAAUAUGUCCCAACAGCCUUCGAUGACUUCUCCGCCAUUGUGCAGGUGGAUGGAACCCCAGUGCGCCUGCAGCUUUGUGACACAGCUGGUCAGGAGGAGUUUGACAAGUUGCGUCACUUCUGCUACGCUCGCACCGAUGUGUUGCUGCUGUGCUUCAGCGUGGUGAGCCCGGCGUCCUUCCAGAACGUGUGGGAGAAGUGGCUCCCCGAGAUCAGCCGCCGGUGCCCGCGCGUGCCCCUGCUGCUGGUGGGCACACAGAGCGACCUGCGCCAGGACGUCAAGGUGCUGAUCGAGCUGGCGCGGCGCCGCGAGCGGCCCGUGGAGGAGCACGAGGCCCGGGCGCUGGCGGCCAAGGCGGGCGCCGUGGCCUACGUGGAGUGCUCGGCGCUGACCCAGAAGAACCUGAAGGAGGUGUUCGACGGCGCCAUCGCGGCGGGGCUGAGGCACGCGGAGCGACGCGCCAGGAGGGAGAGGAAGGUGCGCAGCACGGCCGACAAGAUGAAGACGCUCUCCAAAGCCUGGUGGAAGAAGUAUGUCUGCAUACAGUAACAAAGAAAGAAAAGAGAGAGAGAGGGAUGGACAAAAAAGAGAGGGAGGGAUGAAGGUGGUGUGAAAGACCUGAGCCUCCUCUCGGAAGAAAAUUUGCAAAGUUUUCAAGAUUUUCUGCGUGUGUGUUAUCCGGAGAGAACUUUUGGGGAACUGUGAGGACUGACUGUCAAUGGUUCCUGAGGGUAAAUGGUUCCUGAGGGCCCAGUACGGGGCGUUUGAGAGACAAAGCCAUGUGAUCUCUGACGGCCUUGGUCAGAAGGCUUGGUAAUAGGAACAUGGAAAAUGGACACGAUAAACUUACUGAUCCAGCUUCAGCCUCCCCCCUCUUCCCAAACUCAUCACCUCCCCCAUUCUCUCUCAUGUGUGACCUCACCAGACUGACUCUGGAUCAGUGGAUCGUACACACUGAAUACGCAUAAUAUAAGACUUAAUACGAAAUCCGAAUCAGGCUCCCGUCAAUCAGUUUGCUGGGGAAAGGAUUGUGUUUUAAUGGACUUCUGAAUGAAACAACACCCACUUUUCUCUCUUAUUUUUGCCCUCCCAACAAAUUGUUAUGUUUUUUUUGUAUUUAUCUUUUCAUGUCCUGUAUGUCUGCCUAUGUGUGUGUGUGUGUGUGUGUGUCUGUCAAAGACAGCUGAUUCUCAUGAUCUAAGCAACUUAGCCCAGGCUCCUAGCAGUUCUGACCGAUGUCCAGAAGAGCUGUGUUUAUAACUUCCCUCCAGACAAGGCCCCUCACUGGCCAAAGCGUGUGUGUGUGUGUGUGUGUGUGUGUGUGUGUGUGUGUGUGUGUGUGUGUGUGUGUAUGUGUGUGUAAGAGAGCAGUAUUUCCAGACCUCUUGGCUUGCCAAGGCAGGGGGUGAUUUCAUCCUCUUGUCAAGUUUCCUUUUGAAACUUGAGGUCACAAAGCCGCAUCCUCCCCUCUCCCCUCUGUGUGUGUGUGUGUUGUGUGUGUUUGGAUUGCUGCAGCUGUUUCUGAUGAUGACCCUAACCACCCUCCAGGCAACCUCCUGGGCUGCUUCCAAAACAACCCUUGCUUGACUCAUCGUUAUGACCCCUUACCCCCCCCCCCCCCACACACACACACACACACACACACACACUCACACAUCCUUCUCACUCUGUUUGUCUUUAUCAGCUCCGAUCAGCCCAUUAUUUAGCACUCUACAAAAACACAGUCUAUCAUCCUUUUAUCUCCGAUCUAUACUAGUGGUGAGAGAAAGUUCUUAGUGGCUGACAUCAUCUGGCUGUAGGAUAGAGUCUGCUUGUCGAACCACUUUGGUCUUCCUCUGGGGCUUAGAACUAGAGAGAGUUAUUUUGGAAGCUUUCAGGAUUCUGAAAUGGAACUCUAUAUAAUAAAAAGGGUUUUGGCCGGAAGACCUUCUAAAAGUUGCAGUGAAACACAGAGAAGGUUGCAGUGAAAGUCAAACACCUGUGUUAAACACCUGUGUGCAGGGAAUAGCCUCUGGAACAGCUGAGUCAUAAUGGUCAAGGCGCUCUGAUAGCUUAAGGCUGAAGUGUUUGACAAGGUCACCUUCACAGUGACAGUAUGACAAACACUCUGGUCAGUUCAGUCACUCAGAGUUCAGUUCAGUUCAGAACUAUACAACAGCAAACAAGUCCUUCUCAACCCCUGAACACAACAUUUAAAGUAAAAUACAGCAUCACAAAAGGCUUCUCUUUUGAAAGAAGUCAAAGGUACUUUGUGAAUAUUUAUUUCAUCUUGAAAGAACAAAAAAGCGCAUAGAUGCAGUAUGAUUGGUGUUUUACCUGGAUGAUUUACAGUGUUUGAAUGUUUUUCUCUUGGAGUGUUUGGUUUGAUUUUAUUUAAUUUGUUUCUCAGUGUCUAUGUGGCUCUCAGGGAGCCAGAGUACUAGUCCCCCCCCCCCCACCCCACCCUCCCGGUACUCCUCUGGGUUCCCCCACCUUCCUGGUACUCCUCUGGGUGGGGGCCUCGCUCUCUCCCCCCUCACCCCCAUAUUUGCUUCUCAUUAUUCAGAAGCCCAACUACAUCCCAGACACCUGGACAUCAGCCAUGAGACCGAACAGCAUGUACUCCGUCCACUAAACAAACUUCUCAGACAAACUGUGUGUGUGUGUGAAGCUAACUGAACGUGUGUGUGUGUGUGUAUGAGUGUGGAAGUACCUCUGGGUGUCAUGUCUUGAUCAGGGUAACUCUGUGUAGAUUUGUACAUUUAUAUAACACUAUAUUAGGGACUCUUGUCUGUCCUGCUAUGUCUUGCCCUCCUCGACACACACUCACAUGGUUCUUUGGUGUAGUGUGUGUCUGAAGGAGGGUGUGUGUUGCUGACGGCUCUUGGUGUGGUGAUAAUCAUGCAAACAGCAACUGAAAAAUAAAAUGUGAAAUAUUAAAAAUAA